This is a messenger RNA of Oryza brachyantha (malo sina), 1174 nucleotides long. Its product is annotated as protein enabled homolog. The record is from RefSeq and is a predicted model, not a curated record. Bases 57 to 797 code for a protein of 246 amino acids. Lineage: Eukaryota; Viridiplantae; Streptophyta; Magnoliopsida; Poales; Poaceae. The transcript has a single exon.
CGCAGCGCAGCCCCCACCUCCUGACACCGCCGCCCCUCGCCGGAGAGGGCAACCUCAUGGACUCCGCCGCCCGCACGCGCCGCUCGCCGCCGGCCGACCGCUUCCUCGGGCUCUUCACCUCGCCGACCCCGUCGCUCCCCGCCUCUCCCACCGCGGCGGGCGACGAGCUCCUCGAGGGGGACCUCCUCUUCCCGCCGGCCGCGUCCUCGGACCCUUCGCCGCCGCCCGAUGCGUCCGCUAAACCGGGCCGCGUCCCGGGCGGACACGUCGGGCUUCUCGCUGCGCUGCACGAGGGGGACCGGCGGCUCCCUGGACGCGGCGGCGCGGGGGCCGCGGCCGUGGCCACGGCCGGCGCUGCGGGGACGCUGCUCCGCCGCAAGGCGACCAUCGCCGCCGCGGAGGCGGCGGUUUCCUCGGCGCAGACGCAGUCGCCUCCUUCGGCAGCGCGCGCGAUCCCGUCGGUUCCCAGGACGAGAGAGCAGCCCUCCGCGAUGCCGUACCACCAGUCGGCUCCCGUCAAGGUGCCCGUCCGGCCGCCGCCGCCGCGGCGGAGUGGGUGGGACCAUCUAGCCGGCGUGCCAAGCGACGGGUACGACGAUGACGACGAGGAGGAGCUCCUCCGUGGGGACGCUGCUAUGCUGCCCCCGCACGAGAUGGUGGCGCGCGCGUCCGCCGGUGGCUUCGGCGCGCCGGUGAAGCCGUCCUCAAUGCUCGAGGGCGUCGGGCGUACGCUCAAGGGCCGAGACCUCCGGCGCGUCCGCGACGCCGUUCUCCGGCAAACCGGCUUUCUCGAUUGAACCCGGCAAAGGUGAUAGAAUUUUUCCCUUCCAAACUCAAUGAUGCAUGAUCUGUGUUGUAGCUUUGGUCAUGGAUCACGGUAUAAUUCGACAAUAGUAUGCCUUGUGUUUUGUUUACAAGGAUAGUUUAAACAAGAAAAGUUAGGGUCGUAUGCAAAUUAUUUGCAAAUUUUGUUGUGCUUUUGGAGGUGUAUGCAACAUCCAUUUUGUAAUUUAUAAACAAGCAAUAAGUUGUAAGAAUGGAAUUGCGAUUUGGGAGAGCUCUUUGUACUUGAGGAGACAAAAUUUCAGGACAUUUGGUAUUUUGUUUGUCCAAAUGUCAAUACCUAUGCACUGUUUUGCUGCAUUGGAAUCUUUUUGUUAAAUCCAGAGAUAUA